GCAGCAGAAAGAAAAGAAAACCGUUUCAAAAAAGUGGGGAGAAAAUCACUAGAAAGACGAGGGAAAUCCUAUGGACAUACUGACUGUACACUGCCUUUUAUCGGACACUUCUGAACGCAUCUACAUGAAGGAGAUCUCUUGAACUUGUUAGAUUUUUCUCCAGCCAUGGCUUCUCUAAGAACAGUCUUCAAACUGUACGGAUGUUCCCGCAGUCUUCCACAGCGGCGUCCUGCCUGCUUUAAUCCACCCAAAAUGGUCAGCUGUUGGGCGUUUCCAGUCGUCCACUGUAGCACUGUAACACCAUCUAGUGAACUUUCAGUGCAUUACAAAUAUGGCCGCCCUGUACUGGCUCUGCCUCUGCCUUCCAGGCAGGAGAAAUGUCUGUUCCAUCUGAGACCCAUGGUUUCAAAUGUCAAUGACUUUAUUCUGGACAUUCAGAGAGAGGAUCCAGGAGUCUCAACAGUUUCUGUACUCAGCACAGAUGGGGUGAAAAUCGCCUCCACUACAUCUAUGUACACUCUUCUCAGCAAGGACUUUCAGCUGUGUAUUAAUGGAGUCCUCUACAAAGUCCAGGCAGCAUCAACAGAAUCAAUGCAAAGGGAAAAUGCGACCAGCACGGUGGAUUUAAAGGACAUGGUGCACAGGUUACACACAGCUCUGAACCUGCCUGAACAUCACCUGAAUAAGGAAAGGCAGCUACGCCAGAAACUGGACAUUCUGAACAAAGAACUAAUCCCUUUAGAGCAGAUGAAGGCUCAUCUUGUCGUUAGAGCUGAGCACAGAUCUUCAAAUGCUCUCUGGGGGGGCCUGGCUCUGCUCUCAGUGCAGGGUGGCGCUCUAGCCUGGCUCACAUGGUGGGUUUACUCCUGGGACAUCAUGGAGCCUGUCACCUACUUCAUCACCUACUCCACGAGCAUGGGGGUCUACGCCUACUAUGUUCUCACCAAGCAGGACUAUGUUUAUCCAGAUGCAAAAGACAGACAGUUCCUGCAUUACUUCUACAAAGGUGCCAGAAGACAGAAAUUUAACGUGGAGAAAUAUAAUAUGCUCAAAGACGAGCUGGCUUUGGUAGAGGAAGACUUGAGGCGUUUGCGCAACCCGAAUCAACUUCAAAUACCAGUGGAACAAAUUGAGCCCAACCGUAAUGCUGCACUUCCGUGAACAUUAUACAAUUAAUACUGGUGUUCAUUAAAUCUGUUUACAGAUAUUAUUUCAUGGCCUGCAUUUAGAAAACACCAUAUUUAUUGCAGUAAUAAACAUUUUUUGGAAUAACUAAAUAUUAAAAUAAAGCCUUCUACUUCCA
Silurus meridionalis is the source of this 1303-nucleotide messenger RNA. RefSeq names its product calcium uniporter protein, mitochondrial-like. Gene Ontology annotation, biological process: calcium import into the mitochondrion; mitochondrial calcium ion homeostasis. The coding region runs from base 166 to 1161 and encodes 331 amino acids. Gene Ontology annotation, cellular component: uniplex complex; mitochondrial inner membrane. Gene Ontology annotation, molecular function: calcium channel inhibitor activity. NCBI's taxonomy places the organism in Eukaryota, Metazoa, Chordata, Actinopteri, Siluriformes, Siluridae. The record is from RefSeq and is a predicted model, not a curated record. The transcript is spliced from 8 exons.